Molecule: messenger RNA, 1179 nt
Organism: Oryzias latipes (Japanese medaka)
Lineage: Eukaryota; Metazoa; Chordata; Actinopteri; Beloniformes; Adrianichthyidae
Gene: pfdn5
Product: prefoldin 5
Biological process (GO): RNA polymerase II core complex assembly; RNA polymerase III assembly; protein folding
Cellular component (GO): cytoplasm; prefoldin complex
Source: RefSeq, a predicted model, not a curated record
GGACUCAAAGGCCAGCUGGACCAGGUAAAAUGCGUGAGUUUAGACUGAAUAUGUGACCGCUGCUUCUUCAUGAAGGCGUCUACGCUAAAGGCGGGAAUGAGAGCAGCGCAGCGGCCGCGGAGGGUCAUGAUGUUUCCCCGCAGGGGCGUGGAGUUUCAGGAAGUUGAAUUCUUGACUUCUUCAAUUGGCCAGUUCAAAGUUGUGCAGACCAAGUAUGUUGAAGCAAAAGACAGUUUAAAUGUACUGACCGAAAACAACAAAGGAAAAGAAUUACUCGUCCCCCUCACCAGUUCUAUGUACGUCCCCGGCACAUUAAACGACGUGGAGCACGUGUUGGUGGAUGUGGGAACGGGAUAUUAUGUGGAAAAGAAUGUGAAAGAUUCAAAAGAAUUCUUCAAGCGCAAAAUAGACUUCCUCACCAAGCAGAUAGAGAAAAUUCAGCCAACUCUCCAGGAAAAACACGGCAUGAAACAAGCUGUGAUUGAAGUGAUGAACAUGAAGCUGCAGCAGCUGCAGAGUCAGCAAGGAUCACAGGCGGUUGGGACCAGCAAGGCUUAAUGAGAGCAACACUUUCUGCAUUUUUAACUCCACCCACAAAAACUCUACCGAUACUGUUGUGUUGCUUUGGUCAGUCGGAUCAUUAAAGUGCUCACUAUAACUUAAACAAACGUUUGACUUUGUUUUUUUAGAACGUACCGAUAAUCCCUACAUUUUUUUUUAUUGACAAGAUGUUUAAAUAUAUCUUAUAUUUCAGUUUUAACUGAUUUGCUUGUUAUAACAGGCUUUUUAGUGGACAUGCAAGUUAAUAAAUGUUGUCAUUAGAAUUUCUAAGUUGAUAUAGUUUUCAAGAGCAGUACAGCAAAUAUAUCAUCUGAAGCUUUUUUUUUUUUUGCCUACUUAAAUCUUUUUACAAGCAACCUCUGCUACAGAGACCUGAUGGCUGCAUCAGCUAAAGCAGUUCUGUCAGAAAACUGAGGCAUGGCUCUAAAGAGGAUGGCUCCUUUGCCUUUUUCUCUCCAGAACAAGUAUCUGGAAGCGUGUUGCAUUCAAUGAAGAAACAAAACACUGGGGAUUUUUUUUCCAAACGGGCUGGGCUCCAACCUCAUCUGCUCAUGAAAACUGUAAGAUGGGCUGCAAUUAAAAGUAAUAAAGCAACAUUGUGUCCGUGUCGUAGACAUG